ACAAGACCGAUCACUAUGAGUGUAACUAUUUUGAUAUGAAGAGACUAUAAACAGUUUUCAGAGUUUUUCGUACGACAGUCGCUUACUGUCAUACACUGUGGAUGAUGACGAGAAACAGCUAUUUGAAGAUUGAAGCUAAUCUCUAAGUUAAAAUAGAUAUAAAAUUGAAGCGUAUCUAAGCUUUAACCAAGGCGCGGACGCUGACGCUGACGCCGACGCCGAAGCGAGCUGGAGUAUUGAGAGCGGUGGUUUGAAGACAUCCAGAUGAAUUAACAGGAAGAAUAUAUAUGCGUUGUAGGCGCAUAUGUAUGGGGGAACUACACCGUAGAAAAGCUUUAAAUGUUAUGUAGGUGAUUAUAAAUGUCAUCAAAGUGUUAGUCUGGAAACACAUUUGAAAAAUAGUACGAAAUACGCUAGUUGUGUGAUAAACUUCAUCUGAAUAGACACACGAUAAUUCAUACUACAGAAAUAUGUAUGCCAAUAACUAAAGCAAAGGCUUUAGAUGUGACAUUUGCAAUAAGUCAUAACCCGAAGAUCCAUAUGAGAAUACAUACAGAAAAUGACAAUAAACAGUGAUUAUGAAUGUAGUACUAGAAGCAGUCUGAAGGCACAUCGGAGAAGACCCAUUGAAGAAACCAUGCCGGAGAAGAACCACCAGAAAAGUCACAAAGAAGAAGAAUGCUUUAAAUGUGAUCUUUGUAAUUAUGCGUGCUGUACUAUGGGUAAUCUUAACAAACACAUGAUAAUACAUACAGGAGAGAAACCUUAUAAAUGUAGUGUUUGCGAUUAUGCAAGUAAUCAAAGUAGUAGUCUGAAGUUACACAGGGCAAAACACACAAGAGAGAAAUGUUUCAAGUGUAGUAUUUGUGACUAUGCGUGCAAGUACCGCGGAAAUCUUAAGAACCACAUGAUAGUACAUACAGCAGAGAAACAUUUUAAAUGUGCUGUUUGUGAUUAUGCUUGUAAAAGAGCUCUAACUCUGAAGGUACACGAGAGAAGACAUACAGGAGAGAAACCUUAUAAAUGUAGUGUUUGCGAUUAUGCAAGUAAUCAAAGUAGUAGUCUGAAGUUACACAGGGCAAAACACACAAGAGAGAAAUGUUUCAAGUGUAGUAUUUGUGACUAUGCAUUUAACAAACGCGGAAAUCUUAAAAAACACAUGAUAGUACAUACAGCAGAGAAACAUUUUAAAUGUGCUGUUUGUGAUUAUGCUUGUAAAAGAGCUCUAACUCUGAAGGUACACAAGAGAACACAUACAGGAGAAAAACCUUAUAAAUGUAGUGUUUGCGAUUAUACAUUUACCCAGAGUAGCAAUCUGCAGAUACACAUGAGGAAGCAUACAGGAGAGAACCCUAUAAACGUAAGGGAGAAACCCUAUAAAUGUAAUGUAUGUAAUUCUGCAUUUAACCAGAAAGGUAAUCUUAAGACACAUCUGAAAAUACACACACUGACAGUAGAAAAACCAUUUAAUUGUAAUGUAUGUAUUUCUGCAUUUAAGCAGAAAGCUUGGCUUACGAGACAUAUGAAAAUACACACAGGUGAGAAUUAAAACCUAUUAAACACACAAUUGAAAAUACACACAGGAAUAAAACCUUCAAAUGCAUCUCUUCAGAUGAGAUGCUUUUAACGGGAUACGUACAACAAAGACACAUAUGAGAUAGUAUGCAGGAGACAAAUCCUUUAAAGGCAAUGUGUGUGAGAUGAUAGACAUAGAAGUAUUUACAGGAUAUGUUAUUAUGCAUGUUAUGCAAGUCGUUUUCUGAGGAUGAAAGUACAAACAAGAGAGAAUCGCUUCAGAUGAUUGCACGGUCGAUCACAUUUGAAUAAUUAUUUGUCCUUUCAACAUGCUGUCCGUUGUUAAUAUUGCAAAGGUUAAAAGAAAUGCUUUUGGAAACAUUUCUAAUACUCAACAGCAAACUUAUUUCCAAAACGGUAAUCAAAAAGUAAAAUGUCAACUCAAAAUAAUGACGCUGCGUAACUUAGAAAUACCCUGUUUUGAAUCCGAUAUUCCUUUUGGAUAGUAUUGAUAUGUGAGUGUAGCCUGGUUCCCGGUGUGUACUAGUAUGCCCGGAACACCAAAGGCGGAUCAUGGUGUAAAUAUUGUUGUUCUGGAGUAUUCCGGGCUAGUUUUGACUGCCAGAAUUUCACUCUAUAACUUUAUUUAAAAAUGAGAUUGUAGAUUAUGGUGUAAUUCUAACAGCAAUUUGAAGACAUAUAUAAACCCUUAUCAUGAUGAAUUUCUAUAAUGAACUUGUCCAUCUUCCAUUUUGUCCAACAUGGAAAGGGUUAAUAAAAAACAGAUUAUUUUUCACUGGAAACAUAUUAAGACCGUUAGCUAAUUAUAAGAUGGCUUUCAGCUGAAAAACAUCAUUAUGCAUUUUGUAUACAUGAUAUAAACAAAUAGCUAAAUAUUCACUACUCUUAGACAGACAGAUUAAUUUUUUGAUAUCAUUCAGACCGUAAAUCAAGUAAAUAUGAUUUGAUGAUUCUUUUAACAUAUAUGUAGAUUGUUUGAUAAGAACUUUGUCUACCUAAAUUUCUUCAACUUAACCUUUACUCUGCUAUAUUUCUAAAAUGUCUAUAAUUCAAUUUGGGUAGUAGAAGCUACAAUUUGUUUCCAAAGGGAGUAUUCACUGACAAUUUACUGACUGAAUAGCGAAUAGUUGCAGACCAUGAUCAGCCUGUAUAGAUCUUACAAUUAUUCUAGCUAUGAACUUUACUGUAGACAUAAGAAAAAUAACUUCAUACUACAAAAUAUGAGCCGCUAUGAGAAAACCAACCUAGUGACUUCGCGACCAGCAUGGAUUUUGCCUUUGCAACCAGUGCAGACCAAGAUCAGCCUGCACAUAUGUGCAGGCUGGUCUGCUCUAUUCUGUCAGUAAAUUUUCAGUGAACACCCCUUCAAAUUAUAAAUGGUAUUACCCAAGUUGAAUGAUGAACCAGUCCAUUUUAGAAAUUCAGCAGGCUAAAGGUUAAAUUCUUUGUCAGCUCUGUGCAUGUCUGCAGAAUGCUUGCAUGCUUAUUUUACCAUUUUAAUCACUAUACCUUCCUUGUGAUCCCAAUGUAGCAGGGCCCAGUCAACCCAAACCCAGGUUUAAGCCUCAAGUUGAACCACCCAAGAGACCCCAGCCAUCCUAUAUGACACACAGCCGAUCCAGAAGCGAUGUCUUGGGUAAAAAAAAAAGAACUUUUACUAUAGAUGUGACUAAAACUUGUUGAAAAUUGGUGGUUAUAGCCACAAAGUACUUACUACACUUAAGACAUCCUGGUCUUCUUAACCUGAAUUUUAUACUUAGACUUCAAAUAUAUAAAAAUUCAAAUGGUUAUUACUUCUUUGGAAAUGUGUCUAUACUGCUGAAAAUGAGCAGGUUUUCUGUAAUUAUUUGAGCUAAGUUCAAGUAAAGCUUAAUGAAAGUGAUAGAAAUAACGUUUAACUUUUAGACUUAAUGAGGUCCUGAAUCACCUAUUUGAUUGCAGUUUUUCAGACGGAAUUUGUCACUUAAGAUUCAUUAACAUAAAUUGGGAUAACUUUGUCUGUUUAGAAUAUUUUGUUUCAGUUGCUGGCAAUUAAGAGGUUUUCAUUCUCUAGGAGCAGCUUUUAAACUAAUAGAAUAGAAAAACUUGAAAAAGGGGUUAUUGAACUGUAUCUUGGGGAAAACGUAUAUUAUAAUAUACUAUUAAAAAAAAUAUGUAUUUAUAACAAAAAACAUUGACCCAUUUUAUUACUGAUGAGUGAUAAAAGUUUUGUAAUUUUGGAGAGAACUACAUUUACAUGAAGAAUUGUUUGAUUGCCAGACGUAUUGUUUAAUGCUGCUUAAUUAAUGUAAUAUCAUUUUUUUGCUGCUAGCUUAAUUAAACGAAUGUAUCUUUAAUCUAUAUGUUUGUAAUCAUUAUACUGUACUAUGAAAUCAUUAACCCUUAUCAUGCCGGACACGAUUGAUUUUGCCUUUGCGACCAGUGCAGAUCAUGAUCAGCCUGCACAUCCCUGCAGUGUGAUCAUGACCUGCACUGUUUGCCAUUCAGUCAGUAUGUUUUUGGUAUUCACCCCUUUUAACAGUUAAUGGUACUGUCCAAACUGAAAGAUGGACAAAUUCAUAAUAGAAAUUUAGUGAGGUAAGGACUUUUUUUGUGGAUUUUGUGGUAUUGUGUCAACCCCUAAAAUUCAAACACAACAAACAAACAGAAUUGAGCCACGCCAUGAGAAAACCAACAUAGUGGGUUUGCGACCAGUAUGGAUCCAGACCAGCCUGCGCAUCCGCGCAGUCUGGUCAGGAUCCAUGCUGUUCGCUAACGGUUUCUCUAAUUGCAAUAGGCUUUGAAAGCGAACAGCUUGGAUUCUGGCCAGACUACGCAGAUGCAAAUGCACUAUGUUGGUUUUCUCAUGGUGUGGCUCAAUUAGAAGACUCAUUGGAAGUAUAAAAUGUAAUCAAGCAAAAUAACAGCGCACUCGGUUUGAUUGUGCGACACCCCUUGCGCCAUCUAGUGGGUAUUUUAAAAGACUAGUCACUACGCUGAUAAUAAAGAUAUUUCUACCGAUUCUUUCCUCUUUUUGUCUAUUUCUAUUUCGUAAAGACAGAAACAGAAUCAAGUCUAUUUUAGGAAUUCUCUGUGAAGAAUGAUGUUAGAAAUAUCAUUAUUUGGAACAUAGGAUAUAGACUGCCUCAUUUCACUAUGUAAAUGUAAAAAGACAUAAUUGAGCCGUGCCAUGCGAAAACCAACAUAGUGGCUUUGCGACCAGCAUGGAUCCAGACCAGCCUGCGCAUCCGCGCAGUCUGGUCAGGAUCCAUGCUGUUCGCUUUCAAAGACUAUUGCAAUUAGAGAAACUGUUAGCGAACAGCAUUGAUCCUGACCAGACUGCGCGGAUGCGCAGGCUGGUCUGGAUCCAUGCUGGUCGCAAAGCCACUCUGUUGGUUUUCUCAUGGCGCGGCUCAUAUCAUAAUCUAGAAGCUUUUUCUAGAAUUUGAAUCUCUUGAGUCUCUUUGGUUCUCGUGUUUUAAUAUCGACAUUCCGCCUCAUUUUUUUUAUUUCGUCUACAUUGACUGUUACAGCUUACGCCUAUAUGUUAUACGAAACUUGUUUCAAAAAAUGAUUCAAAAUGAAUUAAACAUUUAAAUGAUAUCUGCAGUCCGCCCGCUUAGCUCAAUAGGGAGUGCGCCGAUCUACGGAUCGCAGGAUCGUGAUUUCGAUCCCCGGGCGGGGUGUAUGUUAUUCGUGACUAUUUGAUAAAAGACAUUGAGUCUAAAAUCAUUCGUCCUCCGCCUCUGAUUCACGCGGGGAAGUUACGGAGAACAGGUUUGUACUGGUACAGAAUCCAGGAACUACCUGCCGUUACAUGACUGAACGGCGUUAAACCCAAAACAAGCAAAUAAAUAAAUGAUAUCUGCUGUAAUUAUUUGUCAUUAAUACAUAUGUUACUAUAUAUAAUAACAAAAAUGAAUGUGUUUCCAGUAGGUUAUUGCUUCCACGCACUGAUUAUCACUUAUCGGCCCGAUAAUCCUCUGGUAAAUACGUGCGCGUGAAACCAAUGGCUACAUAAAACGUCAUCAUGGUCAGUGCGUUUUCAACAUGGCGGCAGAGCGGACGUUGGAGUCGUUAUUGGACGUCAUAAUGGUCUGACACUGGUCUUGUUUAUCGCAGAAUGACAAUGCUUUGGGUUUCAACAGUGUUCGGGUAUGUGGUGUAAACCAGCAUGAUUCGCAACACACAAUUUCAAAAUUUCGACGAAGUUGCGGGUUUCUUCUCAGUGAAAAUGUUAUGACUGCUUUUCAUAUACAUAGAUCUACUGCUAAGAAAACUGCAGUUUUUUCAUGGAAUUAAUUAAGCUAAAAUUAUGUGUUGUUCCACAUUUUAAGAAUGGCGAACCAUUUGAUGAGUUUGAUAGGUACAUAAAAACGAGUUUACUUCGCUCCUUAUCGUCAAGAUAGUAUGUAAUUUGUCUAAAUAUGCAAGAAUAAGUUUAGUGCACUCACUUAUAUUUUCCCCAUAUUAACCAUAUAUUGCUUCCGGGUACGACUAACUCAGAUUUUAAAGCCCUCGGUCCAUUAUUCAUUUUCCGGGCCGAUUAUCACCUCCCAGCCAGACUCUGUCAUGUAUUAACCUCUUGUUAGACAGUUUUAAUGAUCAUCAAGAUAUUGACACAUUUACAUUUAUUUAUUUAUUUAUGUCUCUUUCAUUUACAAACACAUAAAAUUAGAAUCUACAUACAGACUAAAACAAUUGUAAAUGACCGUUCUAAAUAGAACUGUAAGAGACAAUAUACAUAUUCACAUUUAAAAACAUACCAUAUAACUUAUUAUAUCUAGUGGGUAUUUUAAAAGCCUAGUCACUACGCUGAUAAUAAAGAUAUUUCUACCGA
This is a messenger RNA of Mercenaria mercenaria, 6355 nucleotides long. RefSeq names its product zinc finger protein 239-like. The record is from RefSeq and is a predicted model, not a curated record. NCBI's taxonomy places the organism in Eukaryota, Metazoa, Mollusca, Bivalvia, Venerida, Veneridae. Gene Ontology annotation, biological process: regulation of DNA-templated transcription. The transcript is spliced from 2 exons. Gene Ontology annotation, molecular function: RNA polymerase II cis-regulatory region sequence-specific DNA binding; DNA-binding transcription factor activity, RNA polymerase II-specific. The coding region runs from base 560 to 1549 and encodes 329 amino acids.